GCCCGGUCCCACCCGCAAGCUGUGUGCUGCCUGAGGCCACAGCGAAAUUGCCGAGCAGCCAAACGGACCCCAUCUCUGAAAACACUGGCAGGAGCUCGGUUCACGACAAUUCGAGGUCCAUCAUCGCAUCCAAUCCCCCCAGUCACCAUGUUCUCGCGACAGGCAUUGCUGCGCUCCGCGCGGACGGUAGCUCCCCAGCGUGCUUUCCUCGGCCAGACCCGCGCCUUCGCCGCCCCGGCCCCCCCGGCUGCCUCGAGCGAGAGGGUGAAGCCUCCAGUCGCCCUCUUCGGCCUCGACGGCACCUAUGCCACUGCUCUGUACACGGCCGCUGUCAAGACCUCCUCCCUCGAGCCCACCGCCAGGGGCCUCGCCGCCCUCGGCAACGUCAUCCAGAAGGAUGCGAAGCUUGUGACCAUCCUCGAGGCCCCGACCCUGUCCGCCGCCGACAAGACCGCCAUUGUCGCUGAGCUUCAGAAGAACGCCGGUGCCUCUGGCGAGACCGUCAAGAACUUCCUCGCGACACUCGCUGAGAACAACCGCCUGGGUCUUCUCCCUGGUGUCUGCACCAAGUUCAACGAGCUCAUGAGCGCCGCCCGCGGCGAGGUCGAGAUGGUGGUUACCAGCGCCCAGCCCCUAGACAACAAGACUCUAAACCGCCUCGAGUCCGCCGUCUCCAAGUCUAGCUACGUCGGCGCUGGUAAGAAGCUCAAGGUCAAGAACACGGUCAACCCCGAUAUUGUCGGUGGCCUCGUCGUCGAGGUUGGCGACAGGACAAUCGACCUCAGUGUCUCUGCCAGGCUUGCCAAGAUGAACAAGCUGCUCACUGACACCCUGUAAAUUUACUUCUUUUGUAGCAAUGGAGUUGUGUUGAGCUGGGAUCAUCUGGGCGUGCGAGAGAGAGACAGAGAGGGAAGGGGGGCCGAACCACAAGCAGGCUCGCGGUCGAAUCCGAGAGGAUCCCUGUGUACAUGAGCCGAAUAGACGCCGUUUCGCUGA
This is a messenger RNA of Chaetomium fimeti, 996 nucleotides long. RefSeq names its product ATP synthase delta subunit-domain-containing protein. Gene Ontology annotation, cellular component: membrane. Bases 148 to 837 code for a protein of 229 amino acids. The transcript has 4 exons. NCBI's taxonomy places the organism in Eukaryota, Fungi, Ascomycota, Sordariomycetes, Sordariales, Chaetomiaceae. The record is from RefSeq and is a predicted model, not a curated record. Gene Ontology annotation, biological process: proton motive force-driven mitochondrial ATP synthesis. Gene Ontology annotation, molecular function: proton-transporting ATP synthase activity, rotational mechanism.